AUGGUCUCUGCUACAAGACGAUCAAGCAGAAGACCAGAAAAGAGAUCUGUGGAUGCAGCUGAGAUCUCUGACUCUGGGAAUGAAAGCGAUUUUAUUGAUGAAGGAUACGAUUCUCCACCCGAAGAGAACCAAAAGAGAGCUCGUGGUCAUAAAAGGGCACGCACAAGUUUUGAACCAGAUCCGGAUUUUGUGGAGAAUAAUCUUUACAUUGCAUUGUCUAAUUCUGAAUGUGCUGUCUCUGACUUGGCUCUUGAAUGGGUGGAGCAGUGGAUGUCCGACUCUGAAUCUAACAAAAGCGAAGCCAUCACCGAGCUCUUCAACUUGGUUUUGAGAUGUUGUGGAUGCUAUCAUUUGGCUCAAGAGCAUGAUAUGAUAAAUUAUGAUUCAGCAGAUGCUACUGUUGCGGAUAUCGCAGUUUUUUUUGAAAGGCAAAGAUACCAUGAAUAUCCCUUCAUCUCUAAAAACAAGGACCUCAAGUUCUUUCGACAAAAUGUUAUUGAGUUUUUUGAAAACAUAAUCACCGUGUCACAUGAAAAGGGAUGUCUCUAUAAAGAACAAGACACUGGCGAUUCGUCCUUGGCCUCACCAAUGAUGAAUGAUAUCUUAUCAUGGUUGGCUGCAUUGUCGAGCAGUACUAUUAGGCCAUUUAGAUUUGUCUCCACAGUUGUACACAUGGCGAUUCAAACUCAGAUUUGUGAACAAGCAGUUAGCUUAUCUAUUUCACUUGAGAAACAGCUGCGUCAAUUGAACAAUGCAAAAAAUAACAAAACAAAGCGAAACCAGAGGGCACAAGACAGAAAAAUUGAGAUCAUAUCAGAAACCAUACAAAGUUUUAAACUUCAACAUGAUACCCUAAUUGAAUAUUUGAGUGAUGUAUUUCUGAAUGUCUUCGUACAUCGCUACCGUGAUAUUGACAGUGCGAUCAGAGUUGAAUGUUUGAGAGCUUUGGGUAAUUGGAUGGUAAUCAAUGAAAGUAUGUUUUUUCAAGCUAAAUACUUAAGAUACUUUGGCUGGCUUAUCUCUGAUCCUAAUGAUAGCGUACGAGAGGAAGCAAUUAAAAUAAUCCACAAGCUUUACAAACAUAUAAGCGCUCGGAAUGAAACUAUGGGAAUUGGUUUCCGACAAUUUACGGAGAGGUUCAAGAAGCAAUUCAUUCUCAUGGUGUGGAGCGAGCAACAAAUGAGCAUUAGAAUCCAUCUUUUUGGUAUUUACACCGAACUUUUCAAGUUAGGCUUUUUGGAAACUUCAGAUAUACUGGAUAUUGGUCUGUUUGGAUUUUUUUUGGCAGAAAUGACACACGCUUUAUCCAAUAAAGCUAAAAGAGAGUGGUGCAAAUUUGCGGAGGCAGUCUGUUUGGAGCAACUGACUUCAGAGAUGGAGAAGUUCGAAUCGUUUCUUUCUACUCAUUUCUCCCAUAAGUUUGGUGAAGACGAAGACCAACUUAAUCUAUCUACUUGCCUUCGAUAUAAGGCUUUGAUUCUGUUCUUGCAAAAAUCAUUCCAAGAUUAUACCGACUCGAAGCGCUCUUUGGUUUCUGUUACACCUACAAAACCUUUUCCUGAUGAUUUAAUUUCUGAUUUAUUCCUGGUUAUGUAUUCCUUACCAAGCUUUCAGGGCAGUUGGGAAGUUCUUGUCCAGUAUCUCCUUUGCGAUAUUUCUUCGGUAUCCUUUGGUACUAUUGAUAAUGCAAAUGAUGAUUAUGAUAGAGUUACAGAGCAAACUUUAAAAGAAAGGUUAGAAAUCGCUCGAGGUGCAGAGAAGAACGCCUUCUUAAGUUUGAUCUUAGGAUCCUUUAUUUGCAUACUGUCAAAAAAGAAUUCAAGGAAACAAGAAGAAUCGCAUAGUUCAGAUAACAUUAGUAAUGCUCUACCCGUUCUCGCAUUAUAUUUGUCUGAUCUUGAAAGGCUUCUGAGUAACUCAGUAGAUUCAUACAUCGUCUUUUUGCGCCUAUUCAACUUGUUGCUGUCCUUGGACAUAUCCCUUGCGCAGGUUUUUGCUAACAUGGAGAAGGAAGUGAUUUACAAUGGCCUACAAGGCAGAAUCUUAUCGAUGUUUGCUGAUAUCGAUGACCAAAAUGAACACAUCAAAGCAGUAUUUGAUGAUUAUUUCCUGAUUUUAUUGGGCAGUUAUGAAGAUCAAAGACGAGAAAGGGUGUCAAAUCCGGCUUUAAAUUCCAGUAUUCAAUUAAAGUUGGAGGACUUGGUAAUUUCUCUUUCAUCCGAAGCAAUUGAGGCACUCAAUGAGAAUGGACCCAUGGAAGAUUUUGUUGAAGAAGACGAAGAGUUUGAUUUACCACCUGACCAGAAAGUUCUUUGUAACAAAAUGUUGAAAGCAAAUGCUAGCAUACUCAAAUUGAGCCAACUUGAGAAGGUCAUGAACAUCAAUAAGUUCAUAGCUGAACCAAUUCUCAACCUAGAGAAUAGCCUAUUGGAAGUUCUACAGACGAAAGUGUUGUCGAACGUUGAAUUUCAAUCUCUCAUUAAAUUUUGGCCAAAUAACUACUUGAAAAUCCUGACGGAAAUGGAGAGCUGUUGGUCCGCGACCCUCGAUCUAAUUGCAUUAAGCUUGUGCUGGAAACUUGAAGAUCUAAUGUAUGCUAGCAAUGAUGAUUCUGCCGCUUCGAUCAAUAUUGGAAUGUUUUUGGACGAGCAUUGUCUAUUGUUAAGGGAUGUAUCACGUAUUUUCGUCUCGGUUGAUGAGUCGUUGAAAGGGCUCAAUAGUACAACUUCCGACUCUGACGGGGCAAUGACAAAAUUAAUAAGGAAACUUAUUGACCUAGAGAAAGUCUUCUCUUUCAAAAUUGCUGAUGUGAUAGUUUCUCUCAGAACAUUUUACAGAAAACUUAAAGGGCGAAAUGUUUUUAAACACUUCCAAGAAAUUUUUGAAAGUAAUGAGAGGCUAGGACCCUAUAUCCAAGACAACAUGCGUACAGGGUUGCAAUCGGCGUUAUUGAAUGUCUUUUUCAUUCAAGAAUCAAAGUUGGCUAAAGCGCGUGAGAUUUCCUUGGAACGUGGUGAACUCGAUGAUAUCAACUACGAUGAUUAUAUUGACAGUAUAGAAGAUGAACUCAGCAAGCAUGAGGAGAAGGAUAAGGAAACGGAAAUCUUUUACGGAAGCUACCGCAUUCGCUUCCAGUGA
Messenger RNA from Clavispora lusitaniae ATCC 42720, 3138 nucleotides. RefSeq names its product Irr1p (gene IRR1). Gene Ontology annotation, cellular component: chromatin; nucleus; cohesin complex. The record is from RefSeq and is a predicted model, not a curated record. Lineage: Eukaryota; Fungi; Ascomycota; Pichiomycetes; Serinales; Metschnikowiaceae. Gene Ontology annotation, molecular function: chromatin binding. Gene Ontology annotation, biological process: sister chromatid cohesion.